AUGUCCACCACCACCGAGUUCCCGUUCUCGCUCGCUGCAACCAGUGGCAAGCUGGAGUAUAACGAGAAAGCAUUCAGGCUGGUCAAUCAAGGCAAAACCUUGUUCCGAGUCGCGCUUUUAAACGUUUUAUGGGCUAGACUCGACGAUAACAAAAAAGUCACCGUUACUAUUCUCGUACCAGCCGGUGAAAGACUGGCCUUGAAAGACCUAGAAGGCGAAAUAUCUUCGGACGCGGAGGCAGUCAAAUCGGCGGAGGAAUGGAUAACAGGUCUAAUGAACCGUGCUUAUGCGG
Acaulospora colombiana is the source of this 292-nucleotide messenger RNA. The record is from the annotation of a GenBank genome assembly. Lineage: Eukaryota; Fungi; Glomeromycota; Glomeromycetes; Diversisporales; Acaulosporaceae.